Molecule: messenger RNA, 2073 nt
Organism: Aspergillus fischeri NRRL 181
Lineage: Eukaryota; Fungi; Ascomycota; Eurotiomycetes; Eurotiales; Aspergillaceae
Product: protein kinase IKS1
Exons: 2
Coding region: 1-2073 (690 amino acids)
Biological process (GO): protein phosphorylation
Molecular function (GO): ATP binding; protein kinase activity
Source: RefSeq, a predicted model, not a curated record
AUGGCGGAAGAGGGCAUGUCUAUUGUUCCCUACGGAUCUUCUAACUUUGACGUUGUGCUGCGUCACAACGAUUCAGUCGUCGUCUUCGACCGAGACUCCCGGCAGCUGGUACUGCGGAACGCCUCUGACAGCCAUGCGGGCCUUGAAUUGACCGACUGUCCGUAUUGCCAUCGACCGCUUCGUGAGAGCAAUGCAGGUCAAGAAGGGCACCAUGCUAGUCCUCAGCCAGAAUUUGUCAACCCGGACUACUUUCGCAUGCUUCAUAAUAGCUUGCCUAGCUCCGCGGACUCGUCAACACCCCCUUCUCCUCGUCGGCGUUUGGUCCAACCUGCUCUCGCUGAUGGGCCCACAAACGAGCCAACUCCUUCCAUCAGUGGAACUCAGGGGAUAUCCUCUGCCGCAUUUACCCAGGAUUACUUUAAAAAAUUCUUCGUUGAGGAGAGAAUUCUAGGGAAAGGGGGAAAGGGUGUGGUGCUUCUCGUGAAGCAUGUGCUUGAUGGUGUAUCGUUGGGACACUACGCUUGCAAACGUGUUCCGGUCGGUGACGAUCACGAAUGGUUGGAAAAGGUCCUGGGCGAGGUCCAAUUGUUGCAACAUUUAUCGCAUCAGAAUCUCGUAUCCUAUCGGCACGUAUGGCUUGAGAAUGCUAAAAUCAGCACGUUUGGGCCAAGUGUACCGUGUGCGUUCAUCCUACAACAAUACUGCAACGCCGGAGAUCUACACAACUAUAUUUGUGGCUCGGUGCAAGAUAUGACUACGCCACAGCAAUUAAAGGCGCGUCUGCGGAGAAAAUCCAAGGGAGAGCCGGAACCUAAGGUUGACCUGGGCGGACCUCGCAAGCUGAGUUUCGAGCAGAUUUAUUCGUUCUUCAAGGACAUCACGUCCGGCCUCCGUCAUUUGCAUGUGAAUGGUUAUAUCCACCGGGAUCUCAAACCUAAUAACUGCUUGCUUCAUGAAACGAGCGAUGGUUUACGGGUGUUGGUCAGUGACUUCGGCGAGGUCCAGGCUCAGGAUACCACCCGAUUGUCAACUGGGGCAACCGGAACCGUUUCAUAUUGUGCACCGGAAGUCUUGCGACGAGAGUACCCUGGAGGUCCAUUUGGCAAUUUCACGUUCAAGUCAGAUAUCUUCUCCUUGGGGAUGAUACUCCAUUUCCUAUGCUUUGCGGAACUUCCUUACCGCAAUGCUGACCUGAUUCACGAGGAGAAAGAGGAUCUUGAUCAACUUCGUGCUGAAAUCAGCCAGUGGACUGGGUUUGAUGACGAACGUAGACUGCGACCGGACUUGCCUGAGAAGCUCUAUACUUUUCUCAAACGUCUCUUAUCUGUGGACCCCGACCGACGGCCGACUGCGGAUGAAGUCUUGAGCGGCAUUCACGCCGGUGUCAACGGGAAUGAGCAUUUCCGGUUCAGGAGAUCUAGCUCCACGAGUCCCGACCCUCGUACCAACUCGAGAAUUCAUCCAGUCGAUAGCCCCGACGCUUCGUCGGUGGGCCGAUCUCUCUCUCCAAGGAAUAAACUCGCUGGAAGCCCAGUGGCUCUACGGCGCAGCCCUAACUAUGAACCCAACAGCACCGUUCUUGAGGCAGCGUCUUUUGCCAACAGCAAUGGGACAGAGAAAAGAGACUCUCUCACCUCCGAGCGAGAGCUGAUGAUCCGACCCAGGUUUUCUGCUACCCCUCCGCCUACGCAGGAUCAUAUCGACCGUGCUGAGCAGACAAAUGAGAAUCGAGAUACUCGUCCCCUACAGCAUUUGCUACCUCCGCCGCCAACUCGUCCUUUCCUGGCAAGGCUCUUCGGAAUAGUCUCGUCUCAUCGAUUGCCUACUAUGCCAUUUCUGCCCCUGUCUUUAUUUUUCGUGAAGGUCGUUUCAGUCUUUCAGCCGUGUGCUCCCCUAGCUGUCAACCCUUGGGUCCUCUACCCCUUGCUUCUACUCGCGGGAUUCAUUCUGCGGUCCCGCAGUUUACUGGCACACUUUGUCGCCCUCGGUGUCCACGUUGUCAUUGUCAGCCUCAGCAUGCGAUUCCAUAAAUUGUGUCUCUGGCAAGCCCCUGGAGAGGCAAUGCUUCUUUGA